AUGACGACUACAUCCUCCGCGGCGCUUUCCGCCAACACUGCAGUCCCAUCCGGGUUCGCUGUUUACGACACCAGCUUCCACAAUAUCCUCGGAUCUGCACCGAAGCUCGAGGUCAUCUUGGAAAACAAUGACUUCCCGUUCGCCCACGAGGCAAGCGUCUACUUACCAACAACAGACCAGCUGUUCAUGUCCAGCAACAUUUUCACUGAUCCAGUAACUAAUGAAUCGACAAUCAAAAUCUCAAAAGUCAAUGUGACUGCGCACCCCGUCACCGCUGAGAUUGUUAACUCGACAGUCUCAAUGCCUAACGGCGGCGUGAACCACAAUGGCGGAAUUCUCUGGACUGGCCAGGGUACCUUGAAUACUACCGGCGGUCUGUGGCAGAUGUCCGCGCAGUCGUCAAACAAGGCCGAGUUUAUCGUUGGAGAUUUCUACGGCCGCCAGUUCAAUUCUCUAAAUGAUGUUGUUGUCGCAAGCGAUGGCUCCUUCUGGUUUACUGAUCCUAUUUACGCCUGGAAACAGGGUGUGCGGCCGAAGCCUAAGUUGCCGGAACAAGUCUACCGCUAUGAUCCAGCUACCAAGGCGGUUCGUGUUGUUGCCGAUGGUUUUGGUAGACCUAAUGGUAUCUCCAUCUCCCCUGAUGAGAAGACUGUAUAUAUCAGCGAUACUGCUGAGACUAUUGGAGAUGGAUCGACCGACGUUCUUAAGGCUGCCACUAUCUACGCAUUUGAUUUGUCCAUGAUCAACGAACAACCGUUCUUGACCAACCGUCGAGUUUUUGCUUUUCCAAGCGAUGGUAUUCCCGAUGGUCUUAAGGUUGAUCAGCAUGGCAACGUCUACGCUGGGUGCGGUGACGGUGUUAACGUCUGGUCUUCCGGUGGUGUCUUGCUGGGUAAGAUCUUGGUCAAGGAUGGUACAUCCAACUUCUCAUUCGGCAAGAACGGCCAGAUGUACAUUCUCAACGAGAACAAAAUCUACCGAGCCCAGCUGAACAGUACCCUCAAGAGUACUCUCUGGAAGAACUAA
Molecule: messenger RNA, 1026 nt
Organism: Penicillium angulare
Lineage: Eukaryota; Fungi; Ascomycota; Eurotiomycetes; Eurotiales; Aspergillaceae
Product: SMP-30/gluconolactonase/LRE family protein
Exons: 2
Coding region: 1-1026 (341 amino acids)
Source: RefSeq, a predicted model, not a curated record